AUGACUCUGUUUUGCAAUGCCUCUCUACACGGGUGGGGUGCUCAUGUGGGGGAGUCCCUUGUCUCAGGUCUCUGGUCUUUACAGGAGAAGAACCUUCACAUCAAUCACCUGGAGAUAUUGGUGGUUUUCCGGGCCCUUCAGGCCUUGCAGCGGGACUUGUCGGGCACAGUAGUGAAUCUUAUAUCAGACAAUACUACGGUGGUGACUUAUCUACGGAACUCAGGGGGCACUCAGUCCAAGUCUCUGUCUGUUCUGACAUGGGUCAUUCUUCGGUGGUGCGAGGACAAUCAGGUAUUGCUCCGCCCCAAGUUCGUGCCAGGAUGGCGCAACGCAGUGGCAGAUGUCCUCAACCGCGAGUGUGUGGGGUCGGAUUGGACCCUUUACCCAGUUGUGUGCAAAUGGGUCUUCCAGGUGUGGAGUGCACCUCAGGUAGACCUGUUUGCUACAGCUUUAAAUCACCAGCUACCACUGUAUGUGUCUCUACUUCCAGACCCGAACGCUUGGAAACAGGACGUGUUUGCCUUCCCCUGGGAGGGCUUAGAUCGGUACGCCUUUUCCCCCUUCUCCCUGAUUCGGCGGGUUCUGGUUCAAGUCAGAGAGACCUCGGGUGACCGUGUGUCUCUAAUUGCUCCUCGGUGGCCUCAGGCAGACUGGUUCCCUCUGCUGCUGAGUCUAUUAGUCGAUCACCCAAGAGUGUUGCCUCAGUGGGACUCACUGUUACGUCAGCUUCAUCGACACCUUUUUCACAAAUCUCCAGCAACACUUCAUCUUCACGCAUGGAGACUCUCCAGCGUCUCUUCUGAAAGAGAGGCUUUUCGUGAGAAGCUGCAGGGAUCAUGGCCUUGCCAGUCAGACAGUCUUCGGCCAGGGUGUACCAGGCGAAGUGGGCCAUCUACUGUCGUUGGUGUGAGUCGAGGGGCUGUCAUCCUCUCUUGGCCUCUGUGA
Molecule: messenger RNA, 945 nt
Organism: Portunus trituberculatus (swimming crab)
Lineage: Eukaryota; Metazoa; Arthropoda; Malacostraca; Decapoda; Portunidae
Exons: 1
Coding region: 1-945 (314 amino acids)
Source: RefSeq, a predicted model, not a curated record